GUCUAUCUGUCAUUUUAAUGAUAAUGUCACGUCACUAGUUUGUGUGUGUAACCGCGCCUUGUAUGCGUGAUAUUAUUUAUAAUUACUGUAAUUCCUAACACUAAAAUAUGUUAAUCGCUCUACAUUUGUAAUGUUCCUUCAGAUUCCGGCUUAAUAUCUUGCAAAAAUGGAUGAAAAAGAAGAGUUGCAUCUAACCUCUCAAGAGUUGCAAGUUUUGUCGGAACUUGACAGCCGGCAGUUUGGUUUCCUGAAGCUGCGAGGUACAGAACAUGGCAGAACUCGAGCUCUUGUUCUCAAAGCUGUCAAGUAUCUUGAGGGAAUGCUCGUUCAAGUCAAGGAGGAAGAAAGAGCAUGUUCUCCGGGAGCCAGGAGGGACAUCUGUAUAGAUCCUAAGACUUACUGCAAACUCGGACAUUUUCAUCUGUUGCUAGAAGAUUAUGCAAAAGCAAUGUCAGCGUAUCAAAAGUUCUACGCUCUGGAGCUGGAUAACUGGAAGGACCCAUUGUUCCUGUACGGACUGGGGCUCUGUUACUACCACUACAACGCUUUUGAAUGGGCGACAAAGGCGUUGCAAAUGGCACUGUACGUGUCGCCGGGGUUCACCCGCGCGGCGGACGCGCACCUGCGGCUGGCGCUCAUGUUCAAGGCGCGGAGGCACUGGGCCGUCGCCGCCGUGCACUUCAGGCGCGCGCGCCUGGCGCCGCACCAGGACGCCACCUUCACCCGCCUCGAGCUCAGCUUCCACGCCGCGCACUUACUUGAAGCCAGAGGACUCAGGAAAGCCGCCAGAGACGCUUACGAACGGUUACUGAAAGAGCCGCAGUUGUCCUCCACAUUAAAAGCGGAUGUCUGCAGACAGUUAGGAUGGUUAUACCAUCGCUGCGUGUCACUGGGCGAGCCGGCAGCCCGCGCGCGCGCCGCUAUCUGGUGCCUGCAGCGCGCGGUGGCUGCAGAGCCCGAGUCAGGCGCCGGCUUGUACCUGCUGGGGCGAUGCUUCGCGGCGCAGGGGAAAGUGCACGACGCCUUCAUAGCUUAUAGGAAUUCAGUAGAAAAGUCCGAAGGAAAUGCUGACACAUGGUGUUCAAUAGGAGUUUUAUAUCAGCAACAAAACCAGCCUAUGGACGCGCUACAAGCGUACAUUUGCGCGGUGCAACUAGACAAGGGUCAUUCAGCGGCGUGGACGAACCUGGGCAGUUUGUAUGAGAGUUGUCAGAUGCCCAGGGACGCGUUCGCAUGUUACACUAAUGGAGGAGCGGCUGCGACCGCGUCACACUCCGCGCUAAGACAGAGGCUGGCCUUCUUGAGAGCACAUCUCGCUCAUGCACCUAUGCCUUCUGUUACUGGAAAACGUCGUCAGCUCCCAUCAAUCGAGGAAGCGUGGAACUUGCCCAUAUCCGCGGAGAUGUCUUCCCGGGCACCCAAGUCAGCGCCGCCGCCGUACCCCGGCAAGAGGCCGGAGGAACCGCCGCCGCUCACACAGCACCAACUACAGACUCUGCAGUACCUACAGAAGAACUCCAACAACCUCACGCCGCAGCAACAAACAUUGAUGCAGCAACUACUGACGCAGUAUCGACAAGCUCAGGCUGCGAGAGCGCGUGCGGUGACGAAAAGCGAAGGUAACGCCACCGGCGGCGACAGCGCCGAGUCGCUCGCCGAAGAUCUGCUGAAGAGAUUCUCAGAUACGCAGCCUGAAGUUAAGAAGGAGCCUGUUAGCACGGAUAAUGCGAGCAGUGCCGGCAGUAGUAACGAGGCCGUGCUGGGAGGCCGCCAGCCCGUCGUGAAGCUGGAGCCGCUCAAGACAGACCCGCUCAAGCCAGUCACCUACCACAUCGGCAUGAGCUCCAAGCAGAUAUUGGAUGCUUGCAAGGACAACGCAGGGCCACCUACAGCGUGGUCGGUGCUGGGUGACGGGUGCGGGCCGCCCGAGCCGCCCGCCGUGCCGCCGCCGCGCCUCUCGCCCGAGCAGCUGGCGCCGCCCGCGCCCUUCGUCUACGUCGAGUCCAAGCGCGACGCCUUCUCGCCACAGCUACAAGAUUUCUGCCUAAAACACCCCAUCGCUGUUGUUCGCGGCCUCACCGCAGCGCUCAAGCUCGACCUGGGGCUGUUCUCCACCAAGACUCUGGUGGAGGCGUGGCCCGACCACGCCGUGGAGGUGCGCACGCAGCUCAUGCAGUCCGCCGACGAGAACUGGGACCCCACCGGGCGCAGGCGCGUGUGGGCAUGCGCCUCGCACCGCUCGCACACCACCGUGCGCAAGUACGCGCAGUACCAGGCCGGCUCCUUCCAGGAGUCCCUGCGCGAGGAGCGCGAGCGCGGCGGCACGGCGGCCGCGGCCGGCGGCGGCGCGCUGUCCGACUCGGACGGCCGCGAGUCGGGCUCGGGGCCCGUCAAGCGGCGCCGCGCCGCGCGCAUGCUGCGCUUCGGCACCAACGUCGAUCUCUCUGACGAGCGCAAGUGGCGCCCGCAGCUCACUGAGCUACAAAAGUUGCCAGCAUUUGCUCGUGUCGCAUCGGCCGCCAACAUGCUGUCGCACGUGGGUCACGUGAUCCUGGGCAUGAACACAGUCCAGCUAUACAUGAAAGUGCCCGGUAGCCGCACGCCCGGCCACCAAGAGAACAACAAUUUCUGUUCCAUCAAUAUUAACAUCGGUCCUGGCGACUGCGAGUGGUUCGGAGUACCGGACGCCUAUUGGGGUGGUGUUCGCGAUCUUUGCGAGAGACACGGUCUAUCGUACUUGCACGGUUCGUGGUGGCCGGAUCCAGAGGAGUUACGUGCGCACGGUGUUCCCGUGUACCGGUUCACUCAGCGGCCGGGAGACCUCGUGUGGGUAAACGCGGGAUGCGUGCACUGGGUGCAGGCCACCGGCUGGUGCAACAACAUCGCGUGGAACGUGGGUCCGCUGACCGCGCGCCAGUACUCGCUGGCGCUGGAGCGCUACGAGUGGAACAAGGUGCAGAACUUCAAGUCGAUCGUGCCGAUGGUGCACCUGACGUGGAACCUGGCGCGCAACAUCCGCGUGUCGGACCCGCGCCUGCACCGCGCCAUGCGCACGUGCCUGCUGCAGACGCUGCGCGCGGCGGCGGGCACGCUGGCGGCGGUGCGGGCGCGUGGUGUGCCGGUGCGCUUCCACGGGCGCGCGCGCGGCGAGGCGUCGCACUACUGCGGCGCGUGCGAGCGCGAGGUGUGGCACGCGCUGCUGGUGCGCGAGCACGAGCGCCGCCACGUGGUGCACUGCCUGGCCUGCGCGCGCCGCGCCGAGCCCACGCUGGCCGGCUUCCUGUGCCUGGAGGAGCACCACGUGGACGAGCUGGCGCAGGUGUACGACGCCUUCACGCUGCACCGGCCCGCGCCCGCCGCGCCGCCCGCGCCGCCCUCGCUGGUGCCCAUCCCCGACUGAGCGUCGCCGUCACGUCACUGCGGUAGGUUCACUUCUCCGAACUUCGUCGCGCCCGCACCGAGCGACGACGGCGUACCUGUAUUUAUUUUGUGUGCGAGUGUAUGAUAAUUUGGUUCUUAUGACCAGGUAUUUUUUUUAUAUAUCGAGGUUACGUUUCCGUACGAAUGAGAAAAUGCACGACUCGAAUGGAUCCCCUUGUUUAGACCCAGUAUUAGAUGCUAGCUAAUUCCGAUGACUUAUACCUAGGUAAUUAUUGACGACGGUGUCAUUGUUGACCAACUAAAAUUUGUAACAGAUGCACGUGAUCUAUUUUUACUAAGAUGCACCUGAAUAUAAUAAAAUUGUUGUACGAUGACGACUUGGUGAAAUAUUUUUGCAGAUGAAUGUAAUUUUGUAAUACGGAAACUUAUACAGUUUACACGCUCCUCGAUCACUUUUGUAAUUGUGCGAGAUAUUUGAUAUAAGAAGUCAAUUGUCGGCAACGAGUAGCCGAUGUUUAGAAUGUACGUAUAAUGUUAUCGGCGCGGCCGGCGCGGGUUACGAUAAGGUAGAGAGUAGCUAGCAGUGUUGCACAGGGCGGCCGGCCGCUGGCUCUCAACUGCUCACGUGUUCACCAUCAUAUAAAUGUGUUAUUUUUGUAUAGAGGCGUAUUUAUUUAUUUUUAUCGUACUGUGACUUUAGUUUGAUUUUUAGACAGUCUUAGCGAAUAGUAGUUUUAAGUAUAAUUGCACGGCGGGAGACCCUACGUUUUAGUAGGGCCUGGAGAAUAGUGCUGCGAUGUCCCAAAGAAUGUUAUAAUGUACUUGUGUAGGCAAAUGGAAAUUGUAUGAUCAAUUUAUUGACAUUUCUUGAAUAUUUCUGACACAUUUGGGAUCUGACAUGGAAAAUUAUUUUAUUUUAGCAAGUUGACUUAUUAUUAUUUGAUGAAAUUGGACUGUAUUAAAAUUAAGCAUAAUUAAAAUGUUGUUUCUUGGAUUGAUGUAAAGUAGGAUGGAUUAGGCUAGUAAGCUCGGGUUGGCAGUAAAGCAGGACAACUCUCCUCUGACACUUGUCUGUUUGUUGUUUAUCUUGGAGUUUUAUUGAUGUGUUGUGACAUUUCACGUUGAAUAUUAAUUUGUAAGUGUCAGAGGUGAGUUAAGGGGUAGAUGAUAUGGGAGUUUUGGUCGGAUUAUGUAUAGCGAAGCCGAAAUAUGUAUAAGUACCUAAUAAUAACAUCACUGCCAUGUAUGACCUUACUGUUUAUACUGUAAAUUACAUUUUUAAUAAAGAAAUUUAAGUAUGAAA
Helicoverpa armigera (cotton bollworm) is the source of this 4684-nucleotide messenger RNA. RefSeq names its product Utx histone demethylase (gene Utx). The coding region runs from base 167 to 3400 and encodes 1077 amino acids. Gene Ontology annotation, cellular component: MLL3/4 complex. The transcript has 12 exons. NCBI's taxonomy places the organism in Eukaryota, Metazoa, Arthropoda, Insecta, Lepidoptera, Noctuidae. Gene Ontology annotation, biological process: regulation of gene expression. The record is from RefSeq and is a predicted model, not a curated record. Gene Ontology annotation, molecular function: histone H3K27me2/H3K27me3 demethylase activity; RNA polymerase II cis-regulatory region sequence-specific DNA binding; chromatin DNA binding.